Mucor velutinosus is the source of this 1380-nucleotide messenger RNA. Its product is annotated as Transmembrane nucleoporin. The transcript has a single exon. Bases 1 to 1380 code for a protein of 459 amino acids. Lineage: Eukaryota; Fungi; Mucoromycota; Mucoromycetes; Mucorales; Mucoraceae. The record is from RefSeq and is a predicted model, not a curated record.
AUGACACACUCACCUACCUCACCUCAUAGCACAGACGCUGCUACUACUGCUGCCAUAGACAUUGAUCAAACCAGCCAAGAUUUUCAAUCAUCCGUAGAAGAAAGAAAGCAAUCCGUCCAUUCAUUCCGUGUCUUGGACUCACAAAAGGACACAGAGUCAGACAAGGAUCUAAUUAUCCACUCGUUGCAUGAAUCGCUUCAUAUACACAAGGAGAUCCUGGAACGUAUUCAGAAUGAAAAGGAAAAGUAUCAGAGCCAAGUAGAGCAGGAAAGACAAGAGGAGAAGAAAUCAUUGGAGAGUUGGAGACAGGCAUCUCAGCAGGUUUUGGAGGAGCAGCACGACCGAUGCCAAGAACUAGAGCAAAACAUUGCUCUGCUAAAACAAGAACUCGAGGCCAAGAAGGAAGCAUAUCAGAAACUAGAGGUGAAUUUCUACUCCUACGUCAAGCAGAUUCGGGUGACGGACGACGAUUUGUCUACAAUCCAGCCUGAGAUAUCGCACUUGUUGAGCCAAUUGAACAAUACAUGUAUGGGUCUCAAGUCCAAGAUGGACCGACAGGGUGGCACUGAUUUCGUGUUUGAGCAUUGGCCAGACAAGGUGGAUGCCAUCAAGAAAUACAUGAUGCCAACAAGCGAUGGUUUACUAGACACAUCCUACAUUACGCUGUUUGUGGAAAAGUAUCUGAUCAAUACAUUGCUGAUCCAUGUGCUGGAUGUGCCCAUUCACUUGGGUGUUUCCAUCAAUGAUGCGUUUCAAGAGCUGGAUGAUUGGAUGGCAAGCCGCAACAAGGAAUGGUCUCAUCGUCUAAGACAGCAGGUGUGUGCUCUGGUGGUCCAGCAGCCUGCAGAUGAAGAAGCUCAAAUCCAAGCAGCCAAGGACCAACUACUGCAAGACAUUGUAUCUGUGCUAGGUUCAGUAUAUCCUGCACUGAAGCAAGAUCCUAAAAAGAUUGAAAAUCUUAUUCAAAGAGCUUCUAAAUUAAACUUGGCUGUCAAGGGACAAGAAAUUAAAAUCGAGCGCUUGCCUGUUGAGGAAGGUGUGACACAGUUCAAUGGGGAGACGAUGAAAGCAACCGCCAAGGGAAAGCCAAAUGGUAUUGUAUUCCUGGUUAUCACUCCUACCUUUGUAGCAAGAGACGAGCUGGACAACGAGCAUGGAUUUACUGUACCAGGAAAGGUGUUUUGCGUCGAGCAGGAGCAAGAAGAGGAGGAUCCAGAAGUGGAUUCAGCAGUGGUUCCAGCAUUGGAUGUACCUGAAGAUAUUCAUGAUCAACAGGAUCAAGACAUGGACCAAGAACCUUCUAAAAAACAGAAAUUUUCGAGCAAUCAAGAGCCUGAGGCGGAAGCUACAAGCGACACUGAAAAGACAGAGAUUUCUUAG